Gossypium raimondii (Peruvian cotton) is the source of this 4138-nucleotide messenger RNA. Its product is annotated as 5-oxoprolinase 1. Gene Ontology annotation, biological process: glutathione metabolic process. The transcript is spliced from 2 exons. The record is from RefSeq and is a predicted model, not a curated record. Gene Ontology annotation, cellular component: cytosol. Gene Ontology annotation, molecular function: 5-oxoprolinase (ATP-hydrolyzing) activity. The coding region runs from base 150 to 3968 and encodes 1272 amino acids. NCBI's taxonomy places the organism in Eukaryota, Viridiplantae, Streptophyta, Magnoliopsida, Malvales, Malvaceae.
CUAACAGCAAAACGGGCAUCUGUGGAACAAGUCAGUUUCUGUACGAAGGAAGGUUCAUCGAAACGACACCCGUCGUCUCCAUCACAUAAUCUUAUAGACGUAUCAAUCUCUAAUUCUCAAUCCCUCCUCACCUGGGGUGUGUGUGAAAAAUGGGGAGUGUCAGUGGAGAAAAGCUUAGGUUUUGUAUUGACAGAGGGGGUACUUUCACCGAUGUUUACGCCGAGAUUCCCGGUCACUCCGAUGGUCGGGUCCUUAAACUUUUAUCGGUUGACCCUUCCAAUUACGACGAUGCUCCGAUUGAAGGAAUCAGGAGGAUUCUCGAGGAAUAUACGGGGCAGAAAAUCCCUCGAACUGUCAAAAUCCCAACUGAUAAAAUCGAGUGGAUAAGGAUGGGGACGACUGUGGCAACAAAUGCCCUUUUGGAAAGAAAAGGGGAAAGGAUUGCUUUGUGUGUUACUCGUGGUUUUAAGGACUUGUUACAGAUUGGUGAUCAAUCUCGUCCCCAUAUCUUUGACCUUUCUGCUGCUAAACCAUCUAAUCUUUAUGAACAAGUUAUUGAAGUUGAUGAGAGGGUUGAGUUAGUUCUUGACGAGGAAAAAGGGAAUGGAGAGAAAUCUGGGUCCUUUGUUAAAGGGGUUUCUGGUGAGCUUGUUAGGGUUGUCAAGUGUUUAGAUGAAGAAUCUUUGAAGCCUUUAUUGAAAGGUUUAUUGGAGAAAGGGAUUAGUUGUUUGGCUGUUGUGUUGAUGCAUUCCUACACUUACCCUUAUCAUGAAAUGGCUGUUGAGAAGUUGGCUAUGAGCUUGGGUUUUCGACAUGUUUCGUCGUCUUCAGCUUUGACUCCCAUGGUUCGUGCUGUUCCUCGAGGUUUAACAGCUAGUGUGGAUGCUUAUCUAACCCCUGUUGUGAAAGAGUACUUAUCAGGGUUCAUAUCUAGAUUCGAUGAAGGUCUUGCGAUGGUGAAUGUUCUGUUUAUGCAGUCGGAUGGAGGGCUUGCACCGGAAAGUCGAUUUUCGGGGCACAAGGCUGUUUUGUCUGGCCCUGCUGGGGGAGUUGUUGGCUAUUCACAGACUCUUUUCAGGCUUGAAACGGAGAAGCCUUUGAUUGGAUUUGACAUGGGUGGUACAUCAACCGAUGUGAGCCGUUAUGCUGGGAGUUAUGAACAAGUCCUAGAAACUAAAAUUGCUGGUGCUAUAAUACAAGCACCUCAGCUUGACAUAAACACUGUUGCUGCUGGUGGUGGAUCGAAGUUAAAGUUCCAAUUUGGAGCUUUCCGGGUUGGACCAGAGUCUGUGGGGGCUCAUCCUGGUCCUGUGUGUUAUAGGAAAGGUGGAGAAUUGGCAGUCACUGAUGCAAACCUGAUUCUUGGGUAUGUUGUUCCUGAUUAUUUCCCAGCAAUCUUUGGUCCGAAGGAAGAUCAGCCUUUAGAUGUCGAAGCAACCAGGGAAGAAUACAAGAAGCUAGCAGAGCAAAUAAAUUCUUAUAGGAAGAGCCAAGAUUCAUCUGCAAAGGACAUGACAGUGGAGGAGAUUGCACUGGGGUUUGUGAAUGUUGCCAAUGAGACCAUGUGCCGACCCAUACGUCAGUUAACUGAGAUGAAAGGCCAUGAAACAAGGAACCAUGCACUAGCUUGCUUCGGAGGUGCUGGGCCACAACAUGCCUGUGCCAUUGCUAGAUCACUAGGUAUGACAGAAGUACUUAUUCACCGGUUUUGUGGAAUCUUAAGUGCGUAUGGAAUGGGAUUGGCCGAUGUCGUAGAAGAGGCACAACUUCCUUAUGCCGCAGUUUAUGGUUCUGAAUCUGUUGUAGAGGCCUCUCGUCGAGAAGCUAUAUUGUUGAACCAGGUAAAGCAGAAGCUGCAAGAGCAAGGGUUCAGAGAGGAAAAUAUAAAGGCUGAGACAUAUCUAAAUUUGAGGUAUGAAGGUACAGAUACGGCAAUCAUGGUAAAGCGAUGUAUUGCUGAAGAUGGAUCUGGAUCUGACUAUGCUGAGGAAUUUGAGAAGCUUUUCCAGCAAGAAUACGGAUUUAAGCUACAGAAUAGAAAUAUCCUUGUUUGCGAUGUCAGGGUUCGUGGGAUAGGAGUUGCUAAUAUAUUGAAACCACAGACCCUAGAACCUGCUUCUGGUUCUCCCAAAAUCGAAGGCCACUACAAGGUCUUUUUCGGGAAUGGGUGGCAUGAUACACCAUUGUUCAAGCUUGAGAAUCUGGGAUAUGGGCAUGUUAUACCCGGCCCUGCGAUCAUCAUGAAUGGGAGUAGUACAGUGAUAGUAGAACCAAAAUGUAAAGCUAUUAUAACCAAAUAUGGAAACAUUAAGAUUGAAAUUGAGUCUAGUGUAAACACAGUGAAAGUUGCUGAAAAAGUUGCAGAUGUUGUGCAACUUUCUAUCUUCAAUCACAGAUUUAUGGGAAUAGCUGAACAGAUGGGACGGACAUUGCAGCGGACUUCUAUCUCGACAAAUAUCAAGGAAAGGCUAGACUUUUCUUGUGCUCUUUUUGGUCCAGAUGGAGGACUAGUUGCCAAUGCUCCUCAUGUUCCGGUGCAUCUCGGAGCUAUGUCCAGUACUGUUCGUUGGCAGCUUGAAUACUGGGGUGACAAAUUGAAUGAAGGAGAUGUCCUUGUCACUAAUCAUCCUUGUGCUGGAGGUAGUCAUCUUCCCGAUAUAACUGUGAUAACCCCAGUUUUCGAUAAUGGGAAACUAGUGUUUUUUGUGGCAAGUAGAGGGCAUCAUGCUGAGAUUGGGGGUGUUACACCUGGAAGCAUGCCACCUUUUUCGAAGUCCAUAUGGGAAGAAGGAGCUGCCAUAAAAGCAUUUAAACUAGUGGAAAAGGGGAUUUUCCAAGAAGAAGGAAUAAUAAAACUACUUAAGUUUCCAGAUGCUGUUGAACAUUCGCAAAAUAUCCCAGGAACAAGACGGCUUCAAGAUAACCUAUCAGACCUUAGAGCACAAGUGGCUGCUAACCAGAGAGGAAUUACUCUAAUUAAAGAACUUAUUGAGCAGUAUGGUUUAGAAACUGUUCAGGCUUAUAUGACUUAUGUGCAGCUUAAUGCAGAAGAAGCAGUAAGAGAGAUGCUCAAGGCAGUUGCUGCAAGAAUUUCCUCGGAAUCAACUAGGCUUGGCGAGAGAAACUCUAUAACGAUAGAAGAAGAGGAUUGCAUGGAUGACGGGUCUGUCAUUCAUUUAAAACUCACUAUUGAUUCUAACAAAGGGGAAGCAAGUUUUGAUUUUAGUGGAACCAGCCCCGAAGUUUACGGUAACUGGAACGCUCCAGAAGCUGUCACUGCUGCUGCAGUCAUAUACUGCCUUCGUUGUUUGGUCGAUGUUGAUAUUCCUCUUAAUCAAGGUUGUUUGGCUCCAGUUAAAAUCCAUGUACCGGCAGGAUCAUUUCUUUCUCCAAGUGAUAAAGCUGCUGUAGUAGGAGGCAAUGUUCUCACGUCUCAGAGAAUAACUGAUGUAGUAUUGACUGCAUUUCAGGCCUGUGCUUGUUCUCAGGGAUGUAUGAAUAAUCUUACCUUUGGGGACAAUACUUUCGGUUAUUAUGAAACAAUCGGAGGUGGGAGUGGGGCUGGUCCAACCUGGGAUGGAACAAGUGGAGUUCAGUGUCAUAUGACAAACACUCGAAUGACCGAUCCUGAAAUUUUCGAGCAGAGGUAUCCAGUAUUCUUGCACAAAUUUGGACUGAGAGAAAAUAGUGGAGGAGCAGGACAUCGCAAAGGGGGUAAUGGACUUGUGAGGGAAAUUGAGUUCAGGCGCCCAGUUGUGGUUAGCAUUCUUUCUGAGAGGCGAGUACAUGCACCUAGAGGGCUAAAAGGAGGAGCAAAUGGAGCUCGUGGAGCCAACUAUCUUAUAACAAAAGAUAAAAGACGAAUCUACCUUGGAGGCAAAAACACAGUGGAGGUGCAGGCUGGGGAAAUACUUCAGAUUUUAACACCCGGUGGUGGCGGCUGGGGCUCUUUGUCUUCUUCCCUUUGAUCAUUUACCGUCUUUAAAAACUGUUUUCAUGGUAACUUUGAUCACCAAGUUCGAAUUCUCUGUUGUAAUUCCAAAUGAUGAAAACCAUAAUAAAUAUGGGUUGGGAUCUGAGAUUGCCAUCUUGUGGCUUAAAAACCAAAUAAUUGUAAUGGAAUGAAAAUUUUCAAGUA